Messenger RNA from Strongylus vulgaris, 249 nucleotides. Lineage: Eukaryota; Metazoa; Nematoda; Chromadorea; Rhabditida; Strongylidae. The record is from the annotation of a GenBank genome assembly.
AUGAAGAAAAUUGCGCGGAAAUGGUAUCAAUACCGAGAAUCUCCUAAACAUCGCAUUGUCAUCAAGGAUGGGUUGGAGUUCGUUCAAAGUGCAGCAGACAAAGGGGAAAAGUACGAUGCUGUACUCGUAGAUUUAUGUGUUAACAAGAAAAGGGAUCUAAUGUGUCCGACAGAACACUUUGUCGGCGAUGUGGCAAUGUCGAACCUAGCUGCUAUCACUGCUAACACUGGUUUGCCACUUUAUCUUUAG